This is a messenger RNA of Caenorhabditis remanei, 906 nucleotides long. RefSeq lists its product as uncharacterized. The record is from RefSeq and is a predicted model, not a curated record. Bases 1 to 906 code for a protein of 301 amino acids. The transcript has 6 exons. NCBI's taxonomy places the organism in Eukaryota, Metazoa, Nematoda, Chromadorea, Rhabditida, Rhabditidae.
AUGCUGAUUCAACUAUUUCUAUUAUUGACUGUUUUUCGUGAAGUGACAACUUUGGUUACUUGUUCAAGAUGCGAAUCUGGAACUGAAGAAUGCAAUUACUCGAGAAGCACUUGUCGAGGCGACUUCUGUUAUCACGCACAAUAUUUUUAUGGAAAUGAAAUGAUGCCAACAAUACAAAAAGGAUGUGUUAUUGGUGAAAUCUCUCCAGAAGGAUGUCGUGUCAAUCACCAUGGAAAUGUCAUGUGUUUCUGCUCUGAUGCGGAUUACUGUAACUCCAACUUCACUUCAAUCGUUGAUGCCACUUCAACAAUUCUUCCAGUUCAAACGUGUCAGCCAGAAAAAGUGAACAAUAUGCCAAAACCAAGAUGGACGAAACCAUGUGCUGCUAAUUAUUGUACAUUCAUUGCAGCCAAAACCCUGAUGGAAGUAGAUAAUGCAAACUAUACUUGGUCAACAAAGGAUUGCAACAAAGAGAAUGAAUUUGACUUCUUCCCAACUCUCACUGUUUUCAACUUCUAUCCAGGAACUUGUGUUUGGCUGAAUUACGGAGGCCAACCAGAUACUCAUGCUUGCUAUGGAUCUGAUUCUCUUGAUACAACUCUGGCAUUCGAUACAACAACAGCCACGACUGAAUGUCACGUUGACUACUUCAAUCCACAUCUUCCAUAUGUGAAAUCUGGAAGUUCGUGUCUUGGUCAAUUCUGUUUUAUCAGUGCGACGUCAAGAGGAGAAGUAUUCAGAGGAUGUGUGAAUAGCCAGACAGUUGAGGGUGCCACUCCGCUCAAGAUUGGCUAUACCCGUGCAUACACAGGUCUGGAACAAUGGAUUUGUAAUCAAUCCUACUGUAAUGCUGAUCUGAAAUCAGCUGAACUCUCAUGGCCACCAGAGCUAUAUUUAUACAGGUAG